AUGAGAAAUUAUGCGGCGUGGUUUAAUUCUGAACAUGUGCACUAUGAGAAAUUUGGCAAAAAAAAGAAAAAAGUUACAGAAGCUUUGUGCUCAGAGUUAAACAAAAACCGGAUAAGUUCUCUCAGCAGAAAAGGAAUUGAAAAGUCGAAAGUACUUGAUAUAAUGAAAAAAAAGAAGUGA
This is a messenger RNA of Clunio marinus, 180 nucleotides long. Lineage: Eukaryota; Metazoa; Arthropoda; Insecta; Diptera; Chironomidae. The record is from the annotation of a GenBank genome assembly.